AUGUCUUCAACCGCACGGAUUCCCGUCAUCGACAUCUUGGGAGACUCCGACGACGUCGCUCGGCAAGUCCUCGCCGCUGCUUCCACGCACGGCUUCCUCUUCAUCAAGAACGAUGGUGUGACGAUACCCCCUCAGGAUAUUGCCGCCAUGUUCGACCUGUCGCGAGCAUUCUUCAGUCUGCCAGAGGAGGACAAGGCCGAAUGGGCCAUCCAUUCUACCAAAGCCGGCCUGAAUAGAGGGUGGGUACGGAUGCAGGGUGAAUCGCUCGACCCAGAGACUACCAAGCAAGGCGACCCAAAAGAAGCUUUCAACAUCGCCGAACCCGUCCCCACCCUACAACCGCUUCCCCCAAUCCUCUCCGCUUCUUCUGAUCUUAUCCUCCGCUUCCAAACCGCCUGCCACACGCUCUGCACACGCAUCUUGACCCUUCUCGGCACCGCCCUGCAGAUCCCCGACCCGGACUGGUUCACGUCAAGGCACGACCAAACCCUCAACAAGCCGUCAGGCACUGUCUUCCGCCUACUUCACUACCCCAAGGUGGAGCGUUCCUCCCAAGACCGAGAUGAGAAGCGCGUCCUCGCCGGCGCACACUCAGACUACGGUUCCAUCACCCUACUCUUCCGCCAACCGACCCAGUCCCAGGCGGGACUGGAAGUGCUGACCCCUUCGCGGACGUGGGCUCGCGUACCAAUCAACCCUGACCCUGCUACUCUCUCCGAACCUCCCAUCUUAGUCAACAUAGGCGAUCUAUUGUCCUUCUGGACCAAGGGCAUGCUGAAGAGUACUGUGCAUCGGGUCGUAUCUGGCGGGCAUGGUGAAUGCGGUGUCACUAGGGCCAAUGGCGACAGAUAUAGCAUGGCGUACUUCUGUCACCCAUUGAACGAGGCGAAACUGGAACCUGUGCCGAGCGAGGUGAUUAGGCAGUAUGGCGAUCGAGGUGCCGAAGAGCUGGAAGCGCAGAGGAAGAAGGUGGGGUGGAAGCCGGGUGAAGCAAUCACCGCGCAGGAGCAUCUGGAGAGGAGGUUGAAGUCGACCUAUAUGCUUUAG
Molecule: messenger RNA, 1047 nt
Organism: Westerdykella ornata
Lineage: Eukaryota; Fungi; Ascomycota; Dothideomycetes; Pleosporales; Sporormiaceae
Product: Clavaminate synthase-like protein
Exons: 4
Coding region: 1-1047 (348 amino acids)
Molecular function (GO): dioxygenase activity
Source: RefSeq, a predicted model, not a curated record